Molecule: messenger RNA, 2439 nt
Organism: Neoarius graeffei (lesser salmon catfish)
Lineage: Eukaryota; Metazoa; Chordata; Actinopteri; Siluriformes; Ariidae
Product: tripartite motif-containing protein 16-like
Exons: 6
Coding region: 97-1767 (556 amino acids)
Molecular function (GO): zinc ion binding; protein binding
Source: RefSeq, a predicted model, not a curated record
UAAUUUCAGAGAAAACGAAACUCAGCAGAGAGUUCAGAAUAUCUCUCUCUCUCUCUCUCUCUCUCUCUCUCUCUUUCUCUCUCUCAAUGCAGGAAAAUGGCAGAGGCUGGUAUUUCAGUAGAUCAAUUAUCAGUGGAUCAGUUCAGCUGUCCAGUGUGUCUGGAUCUCCUGAACGAUCCUGUAACUACUCCGUGUGGACACAGUUACUGUAAGGUGUGUAUUAAUGGCUGCUGGGAUCAGGAGGAUGUGAAGGGCGUCUACAGCUGCCCCCAGUGCAGAGAGACUUUCGCUCCAAGACCUGUUCUACGCAGAAACAACAUGUUGGCUGAAGUGGUGGAGAAACUGAAGAAGACAGAACUCCAAGCUGCUUCUCUUGCUCACUGUCACGCUGGACCUGGAGAUGUGGAGUGUGAUUCCUGCACUGGGAGAAAACACAAAGCUGUCAAGUCCUGUUUGGUGUGUCAGGCCUCCUUUUGUGAAGAUCAUCUUAAACCUCACUAUCAGUCUCCUGCCUUUAAGAAGCACAAGUUAGUUGAAGCCUUUGCGAAGCUCCAAGAGAAGAUCUGCUCUGAACACAACAAACUGAUCGAGAUCUUCUGUCAUACUGACCAAAGCUUCAUGUGUUAUUUGUGUACAAUGGAUCAGCACAGAGGCCAUGAUACUGUUGCAGUUAAAACAGAAAGAACUAAAAAACAGAAUGAGCUAAAGGAGGAGCAGAUGAAAUCCCAGCAGAGGAUCCAGGAGAAGCAGAAGGAGGUGCAGGAGCUGAAACAGACUGUGGACACUAUUAAGAUGCGUUAUCAGGCAGCAGUAGGUGACAGUGAGAGGAUCUUUACUGAGAUGAUCAGCUCCAUGGUGAAAAAGCGCUCAGAGGUGACGGAGCUGAUCAGAGCUCAGGAGAAAGCUGAACUGAGUCGAGCUGAACGACUCCUGAAGCAACUGGAGCAGGAGAUUGCUGAUCUUCAGAGGAGAGUCACUGAGCUGGAGCAGCUUUCACACACACACGAUCACAUCCACUUCCUCCAGAGUUUCCCGUCUCUCUGUGUUUCUCCUGGAUGUGACGACUCACCCAGCUUUACUGUCAAUCAACAUCUCUCAUUUGAUGGAGUGAGGAAAUCUCUCUCAGAUCUGAAAAAACGAGUCGAGGAAAUCUGUGAGGAGGAAUUCAAUGUAAUCCAUCCACAAGCUGCAGCAGUUCAGAUGAUUUUACCCUCAAAACCAAAGAGCAGAGAAGAUUUUCUGCAGUAUUUCUGUUAUCUGACUCUGGAUCCAAACACAGUAAAUCAUCACCUCAUUCUGUCUGAGAAGAACAGAGCGGUGACACGCAGUAAGACAAAACAGAGAUACUCUGAUCAUCCAGAGAGAUUUGACUACUGGCCUCAGGUGUUGUGCAAGGAGAGUGUGUGUGGACGCUGUUACUGGGAGGUGGAGUGGAGGGGUGAUGUGUUCAUAUCAGUCUCAUAUAAAGAGAUCAGCAGGAAAGGGCGAGGUAAGGAGUGUGUGUUUGGACUCAACAGUCAGUCCUGGGGUCUGCGUUGUUGUUCUUCUGUCUCUUUCUGGCACAAUGGCAUUGAGACUGAUUUCCGAGGUCCAUCAUCCUCCAGAAUAGGAGUGUAUGUGGAUCACAGUGCAGGAACUCUGUCCUUCUACAGCAUCUCUGACACAAUGAGGCUCCUCCACAGAGUCCACACCACAUUCACUCGGCCUCUAUACGCUGGGGUCGGGACUGACUCUGACUCAUCUGUGAGGUUUUGUGAUCUGAAAUGAAAUGUCGGCAGAAAUGUUUAGUAAAAUUACAACUGAUAUGAGGUGGCACGGUGGUGUAGUGGUUAGCGCUGUCGCCUCACAGCAAGAAGGUCCGGGUUCGAGCCCCGUGGCCGGCGAGGGCCUUUCUGUGCGGAGUUUGCAUGUUCUCCCCGUGUCCGCGUGGGUUUCCUCCAGGUGCUCCGGUUUCCCCCACAGUCCAAAGACAUGCAGGUUAGGUUAACUGGUGACUCUAAAUUGACCGUAGGUGUGAAUGUGAGUGUGAAUGGUUGUCUGUGUCUAUGUGUCAGCCCUGUGAUGACCUGGCGACUUGUCCAGGGUGAACCCCGCCUUUCGCCCGUAGUCAGCUGGGAUAGGCUCCAGCUCGCCUGCGACCCUGUAGAACAGGAUAAAGCGGCUACAGAUAAUGAGAUGAGAUGAGACAACUGAUGUGUCAGAUUGAAUUUCUCCCUGAACUACAAUGGUAAUUUUGUGUGCAGAAACUGUAACACUCAUGAAUGCAGAAUGUAGAUUGUUUCUAGAAAUAAAGAAAUGUUCUCAGUCAGACUACUUAACUCUCUGUACUAUUAGGAGAUUUAUUUUACUGAUAUGGAAAAUGUAAAAAGUCUAAAAAAAAAAUCUGUUUUUGGCUUUGGUAAAGACUGUUUCUUCAGAAAUAAUAAAACUUCCUCAAAC